AUGGCUCUCAACGCAGCAUCACACAACAUUCCGGGCGAGAAGACCGGACCCGUGAGCGGCCAGCCACCAUCAUUGUCGACCGAGGCUACCGAGGCUCUCGUCUCGUCAUCCCAGAAGGACCCUCAGGGCCACAAUGCCCCCGGCCGCGACGGUGGAGACGCCGAAGCACCCAAGAAGCAAAAGACCGAGAAAGAGCUCGCAAAGGAACGAGCCAAGGCCGACAAGGCACGCAAGUUUGCUGAGAAGCAAGCCAAGCAAGCCACUGCUGCUGCUCCUUCAGGCAAGGUCAAGGAGAAGAAGCCCAAGGCGAAGGAGGAGGCUCUGCCCAAGUACGUCGAAGAGACGCCCAAGGGAGAGAAGAAGAUCCUCAAGCCUCUGGACGACGAGUACCACAAGGCCUACAUUCCCUCGGUCGUCGAGUCAGCAUGGUAUGACUGGUGGGAGAAGGAGGGUUUCCACGAGCCCGAGUUUGGACCUGAUGGAAACGUCAAGCCCCGCGGUUACUUCGUUAUCUCUGAGCCCCCACCGAACGUCACUGGUGCUCUGCAUUGCGGCCACGCCCUCGCCACAUCUCUCCAGGACACUUUGAUCCGCUGGAACAGAAUGAGAGGUUACACUACACUGUACCUGCCCGGAUGCGACCACGCCGGUAUCUCGACCCAGAGCGUUGUCGAGAAGAUGCUUUGGCGCAAGCAGCAGAAGACCAGACACGAUCUCGGACGUGAAAAGUUCGUCGACACUGUUUGGGAGUGGAAGGAAGAGUACCACAAGAAGAUCAACACUGUACUCAAGAGAAUGGGUGGCUCCUUUGACUGGACCCGUGAGGCCUUCACCAUGGACGCCAACCUGUCAGCUGCUGUCACCGAAACCUUCCUCAACACCGCUCUCUCCAACCUUGAAGUUGAUAACAAGGAGCUCGAGGGACGCACUCUGCUGGACGUUCCUGGUUACGAACGCAAGGUCGAGUUUGGUGUCAUCACACACUUCAAGUACCCCAUCGAAGGCUCUGAUGAGAUGAUCGAGGUUGCCACAACUCGUCCUGAGACCAUGCUUGGUGACACUGGUAUUGCCGUUCAUCCCUCAGACGAACGCUACAAGCACUUAAUUGGCAAGAAGGCAAAACACCCCUUCGUUGACCGCCUCCUCCCGAUCUUCGCCGACGACUACGUUGACCCGGAGUUUGGUACUGGUGCCGUCAAGAUCACUCCUGCUCACGACCCUAACGAUUUCAACCUCGGUACCAAGCACAAGCUUCCAUUCAUCAAUAUUCUGAACGACAACGGUACCUUGAACAGCAACGCUGGACAGUUCGAGGGACAGAAGCGCUUCGAUACUCGAUACACUGUUGUUGAGGAGCUCACCAAGCUUGGUCUGUUCGUCAAGAAGGAGGACAACCCCAUGAAGGUCCCCCUGUGCUCGAAGUCAAAGGACGUCAUCGAACCCUUGAUGAAGCCUCAGUGGUGGAUGCGCAUGCGUGAGCUUGCAGACGCUAGUAUCGAUGCGGUUCAGAACGGUGACAUCAAGAUCAAGCCUGAAGGUGCCGAGCGUAACUACUAUCAUUGGAUGCGCAACAUCAACGACUGGUGUUUGUCACGUCAGCUGUGGUGGGGCCAUCAGGUUCCUGCCUACUUUGUCAAGCUUGAAGGCGAGAACAGCGAUGAGAAGCAGGACGAAUUCUGGGUUGCUGGCAGAACCGAGGAGGAGGCCAAGCAGAAGGCCGAGAAGAAGUUCCCUGGUAAGAAGUUCGAACUUGUCCGUGAUCCUGACUGUCUGGACACCUGGUUCUCGUCCGGUCUUUGGCCAUUCUCUACCCUUGGCUGGCCCAACAAGACUCCCGACUUCGAGAAGCUCUACCCUACCUCUGUCUUGGAAACCGGAUGGGACAUUCUCUUCUUCUGGGUUGCCAGAAUGAUUAUGUUUGGUCUCAAGCUUACCGGCAAGGUCCCCUUCACUGAGGUCUACUGCCACUCUCUCAUUCGUGACUCUGACGGCAGAAAGAUGUCCAAGUCUCUUGGAAACGUCAUUGACCCUGUCGACAUCAUGGAGGGCAUCACCCUCCAAGAGCUCCACGAUAAGCUGCUUGAAGGCAACCUUGAUCCCAAGGAGGUCAAGAACGCCACCAAGUACCAGAAGGACUCGUUCCCUCAGGGCAUCCCCGAGUGCGGUGCUGACGCUCUCCGUUUCUCACUCAUCCAGUACACCACUGGUGGUGGUGAUAUUGCCUUUGACGUCAAGGUCAUGGCCGGUUACCGUCGCUUCUGUAACAAGAUCUACCAGGCCACCAAGUACGUUCUCGGCAACCUGCCCGAGGGCUUUGUUCCUCAAGCCAAGGGCGGUAAGACCGGCAAAGAGUCAUUGCCCGAGCGCUGGAUUCUGCACAAGUUCACCAUUGCCGCCAAGGAGAUCAACGACGCUCUUGCCGCUCGUGAGUUCUCGCGUUCGACCUCGCUCGCCUACCAGUACUGGUACGAGAACCUGUGCGAUGUCUACAUUGAGAACAGCAAGGCCAUCAUCCGCGACGGUACUGAAGAGGAGAAGCGCAGUGCCGUUGACACCCUCUACACCGUCCUUGAGGGUGCCUUGUGUCUGAUCCAUCCCUUCAUGCCUUUCUUGACCGAGGAGCUGUGGCAGCGUCUGCCUCGUCGUCCCGAAGACAAGACCAAGAGUAUCGUUGUUGCCGCAUACCCCGAGUAUGAUGCUGCACUUGAGGACUUUGAGAGCGAGGCUGCCUACGAGCUGCUCCUUGGAUGCUCCAAGGGUGUCAGAAGUUUGAUGUCCGAGUACUUGAUCAAGGAGGACGCCAAGGCCUUUGUCCAGUGCUACGAUGAGAAGACCUACAAGACCGCCGCCGACGAGCAGGCAUCAAUCAAGUCUCUCUCCGGCAAGGCCCUCACCAACCUCGCCAUCAACGGCCCCAACGACGCCACCCCCACCGGUUGUGCCGUCUUCGCCGUGUCCUCGUCCGCCGCUGUCUUCCUUGAAGUCGCUGGCCGUGUUGAUAUCGAUGCCGAGAUCACCCGCGCCCAGCAGAAGCUUCGCAAGGCCGCCGAUGGCGCCACCAAGCAGCGUAAGAUCCUCGACGCCGAGGGCUUCGCCGAGAAGGUGUCACACUCUGUCCUCGAGGCCGAGAAGACCAAGUUGCAGGACUUGAUGGCUGAGCAAAAGAACUACGAGGAGAGUAUCGCUCAGUUCGAGAAGCUCAAGCUGGACAACUAG
Messenger RNA from Aureobasidium pullulans EXF-150, 3216 nucleotides. RefSeq names its product valyl-tRNA synthetase-like protein. The record is from RefSeq and is a predicted model, not a curated record. The coding region runs from base 1 to 3216 and encodes 1071 amino acids. Gene Ontology annotation, molecular function: valine-tRNA ligase activity; aminoacyl-tRNA deacylase activity; ATP binding. NCBI's taxonomy places the organism in Eukaryota, Fungi, Ascomycota, Dothideomycetes, Dothideales, Saccotheciaceae. Gene Ontology annotation, cellular component: cytosol; cytoplasm. The transcript has 6 exons. Gene Ontology annotation, biological process: valyl-tRNA aminoacylation.